AUGAGUUUACAGUGGACAUUAAUUGCCUCAUUUUUAUACGUUGAGAUAUUUAUAGUGUUGUUGCUGGUAUUGCCGGUAGCUUCACCAAAAAGAUGGCAAUCACUAUUCAGAUCAAGAUUUUUACAGAGUUUAAGUAAUCAAGCUUCAUUUUACUUCUUCAUGCUUCUCGCUAUUUUAGUAUUAUUUUUACUUGACGCCAUCCGAGAAAUGAAUAAAUAUUCCAACAAAGAACAUACUGAUCAUGGUCACUUGGACGCUGAAAUGCAAGGAAGCAUGAGGCUGUUCCGUGCUCAGAGGAACUUUUACAUUUCUGGGUUCGCACUAUUUUUGAGUUUAGUUAUACGGCGACUUGUGAUUCUAAUUUCUACACAGGCGACUCUUUUAGCACAAAGUGAAGCGGCUUUGCGCCAAGCUCAGUCAGCAACUACUACUGCGAAAAGUUUAUUGUCACAAAAAGGAGAAACAGCGCAAAACGACAGUAACGAAGCACAUGACAAAGUGGUCACCGAGCUGAAGUCACAAGUAUCUGAACUAUCUCAAAAAAAUACAGAACUUGAGAAUGAGCUGAAGAAAGAGAAAAAAGACAAAGAGGCUCUCAAAUCCCAGGCUGAAUCACUCGCCAAAGAGUACGAUCGACUCACUGGAGAGCAUGCUAGAUUGGUGAAAGCUGAAGGCAGUGAUAAAAAAAAAACUAGAGUCAGCAUCUCUCAUCAUCAAAUAGAGCGAAAAUAA
Cotesia congregata is the source of this 732-nucleotide messenger RNA. The record is from the annotation of a GenBank genome assembly. Lineage: Eukaryota; Metazoa; Arthropoda; Insecta; Hymenoptera; Braconidae.